CAGGCAGGCCGGCCAAGGUCAACCAGGGCCAGACAAGUGGGAGAGAAAAUGCCCUAGACUUACCUUCCAACAUUGCAGACAGUUCCCCAAAUCAUUUCCUCGCAAGAAGGUGCUCCCCACAGUUUGACCAGGGACUUCUGCCUUUCUACACUGGAUUCAAGACUUCACACACAAGGAGACCUGCUGCCGUACUUCUCUUCAGAGGAACCCUAACCGUGCCCCACGGCCCUCGGGGCUCACAGGCUCACACCAGAGCUGAGACUGGCGGACCCCGUCACGGUAAAAGCUUUUCUGGAGGAGUGUGGCUCUGGGCGGGAAGCCAACCCCGUGUGAUGUGGGAAAAUCAGCUCUCUGGGAUCCAAGAUGAAGGGGCUGAAGCAUCUCAAAAACACUUUGCGGAUCAGCGUCCACAAAGUACUUAGUAAAUACAAGAGAAGGUAGGGUUCCGGGGCUGCCUCCGUCCCGCUCCGUCCGGAAUGGUGAGGGAUUGUAUGUCGGUACACGUGGCAGCCUGGAGAAUGCGAGAGCCUGUAUGUGAACCGACAGAUCCGCUAGAUUAAAAGUUAAUAUAGAUGUAAACAGGUAUGAUAUAUAUUAUACACAUGUAUCUGUAUUACAUGAGUACACAUGUAUGUGUGUAUACACAUAUAUACACACGCAGGCACAUGUAAAGAUCCUGAGAAAUUGACGAGUCAAGAGAGGCAGCAGGUUGAUGGCAAAGCCGGGUCUAAAGUCCAGAUUUUUCAAUUACUUGUCAGGUAAUUUGCCCACUGGCCUCUGUGUAUGCAUCGUGUAAGUCACCAAAACCCUGGGAGAUUUGAUGAGAUUCAGGUUUAAUCAGUUCCAUGUGUGGUGUUUCCUUCCCCCACGGUCAUCAUCUCAUUAGAAAAAGCUGCAGGGUCUGGCGACAGCACGCUCCUUUCAAAUGGGGGCCCCAAGAAUUCACCCCUGCCUUUAAAUACUAACCCUACAUGUAAAUUUGCUGAAGGAGAGAAUCCUGAGAUCAUUUUUCAGAAGUGAUGACAGAAAUCCAUUGAAUGAAAGAAGCUAAAGGAGAGGAAAUGAUGCAGCUUGUCCUUCCACGGAGGACACUGCGGGCACUAGGCGAGGGGAAGAAGGCACUUCCGCAGCUCCAUCCCGGCUGUGUGCCCUAGGCAAGUGGUGGCUUUACCUUUUGGGGUCUCGGCUCAUCUUCAGGAAAAUUUAGAAGUCGAACUAGAUCAUUUUAAUGACCCCUAACAUUUAGAUUUUAUCUUAAGAAAUUCCUGAAGCAAACUGCCUUGAGUUCUGGCCAAUUGUCCCCUGCCUCUGUGCUAGGGAAUGAAAAACUGGGACAGUGGUCUCAAUAAUCAUUGGAACAGUCAUAGUAAGAAUAAUAGCAGUUAAUGAGAAAGCGAACCUUUGCAACUAAGCCUUGUUUAGACUCAAGUAAAAGUGGUUUGCAGGCUACUGCCUUACUUUGGCUCGUUCAACAGUCACUGAGUAAAUAUGGAGGCGCCCCUUUGUACGGAGCAGCGUGCUGAGGCCCGGGAGUUCAGCCGGUGUACUUGGGCACAUUAACCAACAGGAAAAUGUGCUUUCGAGGAAUAAUGCCAAGAGCGACCUAGAGUCAGCGAGCUGGUGCCCGACUCUGCCCCGCCGGCCUUGGGGUCCGGGCCGAGGGGCGGUCCCCGCAGCGCCGGCCUUCCAAGCCCCUCCCCGGGCUGAGCCGGGUCCGGGAGGCCCUUGGCACCGCCGCCCGAACGCAGCGCGCCCUGGGUGCCCCCCGGGGCCCCCUCCCUUGGGACGGGAGGCGGGAAAAAGGAGAGAAGCCGCAUAGUGAGCAGCACAUUCUGGCAGCAAGGCCUUCGCAGACGCCCAUGUGUGCUGCACAUUGGGCGGCCCCUGGGCUUUGAUGUCUUUUCCGGGGGAGACAUUCUCUCUGACCGCCUACGCCCUGCGGACGCGGAACCGGGGAGGCAGGCCCGGCGGGCCGGCCCUGGGGCCUCGCCGUCCCGGCCCCGAGCGCCCCGGGCCCCGCCUCCCGGUCCGCGCCCAGGCCCUGGCGUGCGGGCGGGCGGAGCCACCCGGACGAGCCCCGCGCGUGCCCGACAGCCCGGGGGUCGCGGGAGGCCCCGUCGGGGCGGGAGGCGGGCGUUGGUUCCGUGCGGAGGUCUGCGGCGCGCCCGCGGCCCCGAGGAAACACGCUCCGGCCCCUGCGCGGUUUAUUAGUCCCUCACGCGCCGGCUGCCACCCCCUCCUUCCCACGGCCUCCCUCCGCCCCGGGCAGCCCGGGCAGCGUGCUUCGCGGGGCCUUGGGUCCGCGGGGUCCUCCGGGGACCGGCGGCCCGCCGGGAGGACACUGGACGCAGGGCGGACGGGCGGCGCCAGUGCGGGCCCGGCUCUCGCGCGACGCGAGGCUUCGCCGACCUGGGCACCUCCCAAGAAGGCGGGGCGGGCUCCCCGCGAGAGCUCCCGCCGCUUCCGGGUCUCGGCAAGCGCUUCCGGGGUGCGCGCCACGCGGCGGAUCGGGCGGCGGCGGCAGUCGCAAAGGCUCGCGCGCGGAGAGAGCCGCCGUAGGGUGGCGGAUAGUGACGCAGGCGGGCCACGCCAGGGCCCCUCCAGUCAGUCACGCCAGCCCGGAGAAGGGCCUUCCGCGGCCUCCGCCCGCGCAUGGUCGUGGGUGCGGGCGGCCCGGAGCGAAUGCAGGUUUGCGCGCCCUGUCUGGGGAAGGGCCCUGCUUCCGGCUGUCUGAAAUGACUGAGCACAGUUCACCUGGCCCGCGAGGGUCGGGAAAGCAGCCCUCUCCCCGCUGGGGGGGUCAGCGCGGACCGCCGACGCCGAGGGCGGGGCAUCCCGCAGCCGUCGGCCCGGGUCGCGCGCGGGGUUAGACGUGGGAGCACGUCCUCCUGCGGUCACCUCGCGUGCGAGCCUGAAACUAUGCAGCAGGCCCAGGGUGCACACGUGGGCGCCUUUACCUGAAGUUGCUCCCUUCGGAGCGUCCGUUCUGCCAACCAGUAUCUAUUGUCUCAGCUCCUACUGUGUGUUAAGAUCUUUCUCAGGCCCUUUGGGGGAUACAAGGCCACAAAAGGCUACGUUGCUCCUCGUGAACCUGGCUCAGGACUGGGAAGUAGUGCGUUAGUGGAAUAAAGUGGGGGUGCCCAUUAAAAUUA
This is a messenger RNA of Manis javanica (Malayan pangolin), 3152 nucleotides long. NCBI's taxonomy places the organism in Eukaryota, Metazoa, Chordata, Mammalia, Pholidota, Manidae. The record is from RefSeq and is a predicted model, not a curated record.